AUGGGACACAAAGAAAACAUGUCAAUGCCGAAGGACGACGCGAUAGACACAUCAGAAGUGAUUACGGCGGACGGAUCAAAGAUGACCGAGAAAGACGAGUACAACGUGCUUUGUAGUCAAGUGACUCCAAUUGCACAGCCGUUGGCGUCAAGAAAGCUAGCGAAAAAGUUGUACAAACUUUUGUCUCGUGCUUCGAAGGUUCCGAAAGACGGCUGCCGUUACGGCGUUCUGGACGUCCAGAAAUUGAUCAGGAAAGGUAAACGUGGAAUUCUCAUCCUCGCAGGUGAUACGACGCCGAUCGACACUAUCAGUCACUUUGGGCCGUACUGCGAAGAGAAGGACAUCGCCUAUGUUUAUACUCCUUCGAGGCAACACCUUGGCUUAGCACUGGGAAAAACACAGGCGUGCAUGGCAGUGCUUGUAUUCGAGCAUGAAUCGUAUGCCGAUCUCUACAAAGAAUGUGAAGAGCUUGUAAAGUCGCUACCAAUUCCUACGUUGUCUGAUUAA
Molecule: messenger RNA, 507 nt
Organism: Soboliphyme baturini
Lineage: Eukaryota; Metazoa; Nematoda; Enoplea; Dioctophymatida; Soboliphymatidae
Source: the annotation of a GenBank genome assembly